UAUUGUGUGAUCGACCCAAGCCGUCUAAUCCCUUCUUCUUCUUCCAUACAUAUUUAUUAAGAAAAAGGUUUUGCUGAGGUUCAACAAUGGCGGGCAUUGCUUUUGGUUCAUUUGAUGACUCCUUUAGCUUAAACUCCAUUAAAGCUUACCUCGCUGAGUUCAUCUCCACUCUCCUCUUCGUUUUCGCCGGCGUUGGCUCCGCCAUUGCCUUUGGCAAGCUCACGUCGGAUGCUCCCCUCGAUGCACCUGGUCUAGUGGCCAUCGCCGUGUGCCAUGGCUUCGGCCUCUUCGUGGCGGUGGCUGUGGGAGCCAACAUCUCAGGCGGCCACGUCAACCCGGCCGUGACGUUCGGUCUGGCUCUCGGCGGCCAAAUCACCGUCCUCACCGGAAUCUUCUACUGGAUCGCUCAGCUUCUUGGCUCCACCGUCGCUUGCUUCCUCCUCAAGUUUGUUACCGGCGGCUUGGCUGUCCCAAUCCACAGUGUCGGGGCCGGACUGGGAGCAGUUGAGGGAAUUGUAAUGGAAAUCAUCAUCACCUUUGCAUUGGUUUACACUGUCUACGCCACCGCAGCCGAUCCCAAGAAGGGCUCGCUAGGAACCAUCGCUCCCAUAGCCAUCGGGUUCAUCGUCGGGGCCAACAUCCUGGCCGCUGGACCAUUCUCCGGUGGCUCUAUGAACCCGGCUCGUUCCUUCGGCCCAGCCGUUGCGGCCGGUGACUUCUCUGGUCACUACGUCUACUGGGUCGGUCCGCUUAUCGGCGGCGGCCUCGCCGGUCUCGUCUACUCCAACGCCUUCAUGUCGAGCCAACAUGUUCCUCUUGCUUCCGACUUCUGAAUCUGAUUGAGAUCAUGUUUGUGUUCAUGUUUCGGUUUAUGUCUUGGAUCGUUCGGUUUGGGUUUCUGGAUCUUGUUUCUCGUAUCUCUCUCUUUGUUUCAAAGUCGUAUGAUAAUUGAUUGAAUGAGGAUUUGUCGGUGGAAAAUC
This is a messenger RNA of Tarenaya hassleriana, 980 nucleotides long. RefSeq names its product aquaporin TIP2-1. Gene Ontology annotation, biological process: water transport; transmembrane transport. Gene Ontology annotation, cellular component: membrane. The record is from RefSeq and is a predicted model, not a curated record. The coding region runs from base 87 to 833 and encodes 248 amino acids. NCBI's taxonomy places the organism in Eukaryota, Viridiplantae, Streptophyta, Magnoliopsida, Brassicales, Cleomaceae. Gene Ontology annotation, molecular function: water channel activity. The transcript is spliced from 4 exons.